AGUAGUUUCGUCGGUCCAUUUGUUGCUCCUGAAGUUAGUGGUUUGUGCAGUUGAAGUGUUGAGGUGCUUUAAAUCUAUUGCAGUCGCAAACAAAACGUCAACAAACUAUUAAAUAACCUUCACAUUAUCUCAUCAUCUUUUUGUCAAUUUUCGUCUCGUUAGCUUUGUCGUACAUAUUCGCAAAGUUUGAUUUUAACACUACUCUUAUUUAUUACUAGAAUUGUGCAAAGUUAUGAACAAAGAUGUUUUUCAUAACCUACUGAUUCAAAGUCAACAAUGUUUAUCAAUGGAAGAACGGACUUUUUUAACAAACGCGAUAUAUGAUAUGGAUACCUUCCAUUCCAUGAUAGACAUUAUUUUGAAUAAAGAAAACAAUAAUAUUCAAAACUGUUUGAAUAUUAGAAACAAUCCAGGACCGUCUACAGAAGAAAUUCCAUCGGAGAUGGAUCAUAGUACUGAUUGUGUUUCUGAACGACCGGAAAUGCCACAUCCUUUUGUGGAGAAUAUAAAUGCCAAAGUGUUUAACAAUCCAGGAUCAUCCACCAUGGAAAUUCAGUCGGAAAUAGAUCAUAAUGCUGAUCAAGUUUCUGAACAACUUAAAACUCUGAAUUCUCUUAUGGAAUGCAUAAAUUCAGCAGAAAUAUUUGAUAACUCAAAACUAGCCACCUCGGAAAUUCAAUCAAAGAUAUCUGUUAGUAUUGAUAACAUUUCUGAGCAAUCUGGAACGUCAAAUUUUUUAGAAUGUAUAAAUGCUGAGUUUGGUAACCCAGCAUCAUCUACCAUGAAAAUUCAAUCGGAAAUGUGUCAUACUGCCGAUAAUCCAGUAUCUACCAUAGAAAUUAAAUCAGAAAUAUGUAAUACUAAUGAUCCAGAAACAUUUGUGGAAAUUCAGUCAGAGAUAUGUAAUACUAAUGAUCCAGAAUCACUUGUGGAAAUUCAGUCAGAAAUAUGUAAUACUAAUGAUCCAGAAUCACUUGUGGAAAUUCAGUCAGUGCACUACAGUAAAUGCCAUAGUGCUGAUAAAAUAUAUAAACAACUUGAAAUGCCGACUUCCAUGGACAUAAGUGUAGAUCUACCACUAUCACCAAAACCAUCUACCUCCAUGGAAAAUCUACCAGAUAUACAAGAUAGUGCUAAGAAAGUUUUUAAACAACCUAAAGCAUUAGAUUUUUCUAGGAAACACCCAAGUGCUGAAGUAAUUGAUGUCUCAUCUGAUUCUGAUACCGAUUCUUCUGUUGAUUCUUCUGAGAAUUUUUUUGAGAAUUCUAAUGAUUCUUACGAUGAUAUUUCAAUUAUCAAUACUGUAAAUAAAACAAAUAUUGAUGAACCUAUAUCUUCAUGUUCUACUUCUCAGCUGAAUGGUAAUAAUAAUAAUACAUCAUUGACAAACGAAAUUCAUGUUCUAACUACUGGCAGUGGCAGACAAGCUACAGAUGUUAACAAUAAGAUCCAAGAUAGGCCUAAAGAAGAUAUUGAGGAAAAUAAUAAUGAUGUUUUAUUCGUAAAGAGGAAACGAUUAAAUAAGUCAAGACCAGGGUGCAGUAAAGAUUCUGAAAACACAUUCCUUGAGAUGAAAGAUUUCUACAAUUCGUCCAAUAUGGAUGAAUUACUAAAGGAUGCAAAAUUAAUACAUGCUCUUCUACCUUCUUCUAGAUAUAGUUACCAUUUGAUUUAUAGAAUGCUUAGUAGUAAUCGAUUUGCAAGAAAUCGUAUUGAGCUUACACUGUGGGACUUAUUACCAACAGAAAGACCGUUACCACAAUAUUUAAAGAGACGAAAAUGUUCAGAUGAAAUAAAUUUUAUAGAACAUAAAAAGAAGUCCCAUAUUUCUCUACAAGAAGAUCAGAUAGACACAAAUACAGCUUUGGGAAAAAAAGAACAGUUGUGUGCGAAAAACGAGAUAAUUGCUGAUAACAGAAAAUCAGAAAAUAUAGCAUUUGUAUCAUCAACAGGUGAGAAUGAUGAAAUGAUAGAGAAUAUGUCAGAAGUAGCAGCUUCAAAUAAUACGAAUAAUAUCAACCAAAGCACAAUACCUUUGAAAAAAGCAAAGCUAAAUCAUAAAUCGGAUGAAUCUACUACAUCCGUUAAAGAUGGUAGCAAUACUAGCAAUAUUAACAUUGUUCCAAAUUCAAAGAUAUUCACGUCAUCAGAAGUUGGUACAGAGAGCAAAGAAUUGCAUUCGAUUGAUAAUUCGGAAGUUAAAAAAACAUAUGAAUCUGAUAGGCAUUCAGAACUUUAUAAAGUUCAUAAAGUUGUGGCACCGGCAAAGUUAACGCUUCAAAGUAAUUUCACGACACCAAAAGGUGAAAAAUUUCAUAAACCGACAACUCCUGUUUUAUCACCGCCAAAAUUAAAAAUUCUUACUAAAAAUACAAUAUCUACAAUGUCACCAAUAGCUGUUUCUAUACCUAUAUGCUCUAUACCUAAAAAGGAACCUACUAAUAUAAUGAAACAGAAUAAACCAAUAAUUGUUCAUCCAAAUCUAAAUGAACCAAUAAUUCUUCAUCCAAAUUUAAAUUCAUCCAUAAGCCAAUAUCCAGGAGAAAGGUUUACUACCUGUCCUAAUGUAAUAAAGCAGAAUGAACAGAUCGCUCAUGUAAUAAAGCAGAAUGAACAGAUCGCUCAUGUAAUAAAGCAGAAUGAACAGAUCGCUCAUGUAAUAAAGCAGAAUGAACAGAUCGCUCAUGUAAUAAAGCAGAAUGAACAGAUCGCUCAUGUAAUAAAGCAGAAUGAACAGAUCGCUCAUGUAAUAAAGCAGAAUGAACAGAUCGCUCAUGUAAUAAAGCAGAAUGAACAGAUCGCUCAUGUAAUAAAGCAGAAUGAACAGAUCGCUCAUGUAAUAAAGCAGAAUGAACAGAUCGCUCAUGUGUUUCAUCUAAAUUCAAGUAUAUUUGCACCGACUUCUACGUUACCAGGCACGUCAUCAAAUGACAAAAAAGCAUCUGAUAUGCAUGUUGUACCUCUACCACACUCAAUGUGUCAAUCGAUUAAUCGGGUACAAAUAGAACCUCAAAUAGAACCAUAUGUAUCAACAGAAAAAGAUAGCACUAAAGUAGCUAACGUUCUUACUACAAAGACAUUAAUAACACCUGCAACAAUAAAUACUGCAUCGACUUCAAUAGCUCCUGCUCAAAGUACCUCACGUCUCCAAAAAGCAAGCAGUAGCAAUAUGACUACUCAAGUUAACGACAAAAGCUUAAAGCAACUGUUACCGAUACUAACUCCAUCAAAACUCAUUCCAAUGUACGAUCCAGAUAAAAUGAAUUGUAAAGUAGAGCAACUGGAAAAAAAAGAUGCAAUAGGAAUUAAAAAAAUUAAAAUACAUACAUACAUGGACAAAAUGGAAGAAGUAACAAACAAUGCUGAGCAAAAAGAAAAAGAAAAAUCAAAUGAGAAAGCUACUAAAAUAUUUGCCAAAUUAAUACCUAUGUUUCCAACUGUAAAAACUAGUUUUAUUAAGAAAUUAUGCUAUGACAUGAAACAUGAUGCGAGAGAUGAAGUAACAAUAGCUGCUGCUUUAGUCGAGAUGCUACUCAACUGUGACCAAAAAAAUUUAUCGGUUGAACAAGUGAAGCCAAUAGAGCCACAGGCAACAACUUCGAAAUUUUAUGAUAUGAACGAACAAUAUGCGGAUUUGCUAAUGAUAUUUCCUGAAGCAGAUCCUGUAUAUUUAAGAAAAGUAGCUGAGGAUAUAUAUAGUGAUCCCGAACGGAUAAAAGAAUUUGUUCAGUCAAAAUUAGAAGAUCCUAAUUAUCCAACGCGAGCGCAAUAUCUGGCUAAACAAAAGAUUACUCAACAACAAAAACAGUAUACUACGGAUUUCCAAGUAAAACAAUUCUUAGAGAUAUUUCCAGAUCCAUUUGCGUACUUCGAAGAUGAUAAGAGGAAAUGCGAAUUCAAUCCGCAUGCAAUAGAUUUUCUCAAAUAUUACUUCAGUAAAAUGAGGGUAAACACUUUGGUGAAGGCAUAUAGUCAGUAUAAUAAUUUAAGUUUAACUGCGAAGGCUCUGGAGACAUUAAACCCUGAUAUGAAAACUAAACGAUAUUGUAACAAGACUAUAACAGAAGAUAUACCGUUUCUUCAAGAGUGUGCUUUUAUACAACAUAAAGCAGAGCUUAAAAAAUAUCUAGAUGAAGUGAAAGUAAAAGAAGAGCAAGAAUUUAAUGAACUAAAAGCAAAAAAUGAAUUGCUUGAAUGUCAAUGUUGUUAUGAUGACGAAUGUAUGCCAUCAAAGUGUUCCACGUGUGAGGAUGGUCAUAUAUUUUGCAAUUUAUGUAUUAUACGGAGUACAGACGUGAUAUUAGGAGAUGGCAAAUCGCGCGUUGAUUGCUUGUUGCAGUGUGGUUCUGAAUUUCCAUUAGCUUUACUUCAGCGAGUAUUACCGCCAACUAAAUUUAGUAUUCUGCUUUGUAAACGACAAGCAGCAGAGGUAAUAGCUGCUGGAGUUGAUGGUUUAGUAUCUUGUCCCUUUUGUCAUUUUGCAUCUAUACCACCAGUCGAAGAUAAGAUUUUUAAAUGCCUUAAUCCAGAAUGUAUGAAAGAAUCUUGCCGAUUAUGUAAGGAACUUAAUCACAUACCACUGAAAUGCAACGAAAAGUCAGAAUCUGCACGUUUAUAUUUGGAAGAGAAGAUGACUCGAGCUUUGGUACGGAAAUGCUACCAUUGUAGUCGAUUGUUCUUUAAAGAAGAAGGCUGUAACAAAAUGACUUGUCUCUGUGGCGCCAAAAUGUGUUACAUUUGCGAUAAACCAGUUACUGAUUAUAAGCACUUUCAAGGUCAAGGAGCAGAAAGUUCAAAUCUUUGCCCACUGUGGAGCGAUAAUCGUCGUCUAAAUGCUGAGAGAGUAAUCAAAGUAUGUCAAGAAACUAUGAAGCAGAUUAAAGAGAAAGAUCCUCGUGUCGAAAUAAAUGUGGAUGCACUUUUACCAAAGUUACCACCUAAAAGCAAAGGUCCUCAUGAAGAUAUUCAAAACGUAAUGGUGGGAUUAUAAGAUAGGAUUGCUAGACAACUGCAAUGACAACUUUGCGUUACUGUUUACUAUUAAAAAAACAUAUUUAUUAAUUAUACUGUUUUAAAAUAUUA
Molecule: messenger RNA, 5082 nt
Organism: Trachymyrmex septentrionalis
Lineage: Eukaryota; Metazoa; Arthropoda; Insecta; Hymenoptera; Formicidae
Exons: 8
Coding region: 233-4990 (1585 amino acids)
Source: RefSeq, a predicted model, not a curated record